Messenger RNA from Phycodurus eques (leafy seadragon), 978 nucleotides. It is a transcript of the gene apoea, whose product is annotated as apolipoprotein Ea. Gene Ontology annotation, cellular component: intermediate-density lipoprotein particle; extracellular region. The record is from RefSeq and is a predicted model, not a curated record. Lineage: Eukaryota; Metazoa; Chordata; Actinopteri; Syngnathiformes; Syngnathidae. The transcript has 5 exons. Gene Ontology annotation, molecular function: lipid binding. Gene Ontology annotation, biological process: negative regulation of neuron apoptotic process; lipid transport; cholesterol catabolic process. Bases 119 to 898 code for a protein of 259 amino acids.
CCCCUGUGACGUUGACCGGAUCACAUCACCGCCUGCUAAUCGGUAUAAAUACAGAGCGACAAGCUGAGUCGCCCUCGUCGGCCACCUGCAAGUGCUUGUUGCCUCUUCUGAUCACACCAUGAGGGUUUUUGUCGUAAUCGUCACCCUAGCAGUCAUCUCAGGCUGCCAGGCCAAGAGUUUCGUCCGGGAUAACUCGGAGAUGACCUGGGAGGACUACUUUAAAAACUAUUUCACAUUGUUGAAUACAAAGGCUGAUGAGCUCGUGAGGGACAUUAAGAGCUCCCAGAUCAGCAGAGAACUGGACACCUUGAUCCAAGACAGCAUGGCUGAGCUGGGCACGUACAGGACCGACCUGGAGGAGAAGCUGGGUCCGUACACCUGGGAAGUCGCAGAGCGUAUGGGCAAAGAUCUGCAGGGACUGGUGGAGCGGUUCCGUAAGCACAUGAGCGAGGCCAGGGAGCAGAUGGAGAACUACAGACAGGAGCUGCUGACCGUGGUGGAGCAGAACUCCGAUGAUGUCGGACUCAGGGUCACCGCAUACACCCGCAAGAUGAAGAAACGCCUCAACAAGGACGCCAUGGAGAUCAAAAAGCAAGUUGCCACCUAUUUGGAGAAACUCCAGUCCCACACCUCAGACAACAUUGCAGACUUGAGGGGGCAUCUGGAUCCUUAUUUUGCUCAGGUGCGAGACAACGCCCAGGCGAAGAUCACCACCCUGAAUGACCUGCUGAAGUCCCAAGUGGAGAGCAUGAAGGACACCAUUCAGAACGCAGCGGAGGACAUCACCAAAAGCUAUGAAAAGACAUCGAAGGACCUGUACUCCACCCUGCAGGAGAAGAUGGAGGAGCUUAGCAGCUGGUUUCAGCCUUUUGUCUCCAUGUUCACUGGCAAUAUGUAAACCACUAGUCUGAAUGAUCUGUCUGACUACCACUCUACAGAUGUAAAAUGGCGAUGAUGGGGUUUACUAAUAAAGAUACU